Messenger RNA from Mugil cephalus (flathead mullet), 1969 nucleotides. Its product is annotated as histidine ammonia-lyase-like. Bases 6 to 1880 code for a protein of 624 amino acids. Gene Ontology annotation, cellular component: cytoplasm. The transcript is spliced from 20 exons. The record is from RefSeq and is a predicted model, not a curated record. Gene Ontology annotation, biological process: L-histidine catabolic process. Gene Ontology annotation, molecular function: histidine ammonia-lyase activity. Lineage: Eukaryota; Metazoa; Chordata; Actinopteri; Mugiliformes; Mugilidae.
UCAGGAUGCACUGCGUGUCUGUGUGUGUUCAGGGCGAAUGGCUCCGAGUUCCCUGCGGAGAUGGACCCUCAGCCACCAUCCAGUCUCUGGGGACUGACGCCCUGAGGCGCUACAAUGGGGCCAAGGGGACGGAGGCUGGAGACCGGAAGACGGAGUUCAGCUUGCGGAGGUGUCGUGGUGGAGAGCUCCUCCAUCCCGAGGACAGGGCCAAGGAUGUUCUGGAGGAGAAUGACUUUGUGCAGCUGGUUUUUGCAGGAGAUAACAGUGACAUCUCUUCUCCACUGGAAUGGGCUGAUAGGCAAACUCCAUAUAAAGAGCCCAAAGAGUUCAUGUCCCUGGACGGCAACAGCCUGACCACUGCUGAUCUGGUCAGCUUGGGUAAAGGUUUAUACAAAAUAAAGUUGACCCCUGAGGCUGAACAGAAAGUCAUGAAGGGCAGAGAGGUUAUUGAUGCUAUUAUCAGAGAAAACAAAGUUGCAUAUGGAGUCAACACUGGAUUUGGAAAGUUUGCCCGCACACUCAUACCAAAAGAACAAUUGGUGCAGCUGCAAGAGAAUGUGAUUCGCUCACAUUCAGCUGGAGUGGGUGCCCCGUUGAGUGUGGAAAGGACUCGUAUGCUCCUGGUUCUGAGAAUCAACAUCCUAGCAAAAGGCCACAGCGGUGUUUCCAUGGAAACCAUGGAUGCUAUGAUCAAGGCCUUCAACGCAUCUUGUUUGUCCUGGGUACCAGAGAAAGGUACUGUGGGGGCCAGUGGAGACUUGGCCCCGCUUGCCCACCUCACCCUGGGCCUGAUGGGUGAUGGCAGGAUGUGGUCACCGCAGAGCAGCUGGGCUGAUGCUAAGGCUGUGCUUGAGGGCCAUGGACUCAAACCUCUGAAGAUGAAGCCAAAGGAGGGGAUCGCUCUGAUCAAUGGAACUCAAAUGAUAUCGUCUCUGGGAGCCGAGGCUGUGGAGAGAGCUUUGGCUGUGGCCAGGCAAGCUGACAUCAUCGCUGCCUUGACUGUGGAGGCCCUGAAAGGAACCACAAAGGCCUUCCACAGCGCUAUCCAUGCUGUGCGACCUCACCCCGGUCAGAUGGUGGUGGCUGAGAGGCUUCGAUCUCUGCUUGACUCCGUUGUCUUCCCUUCUGAGAUCUCAGAGAGUCACAGGUCAUGCAAUCGUGUUCAGGAUUCCUAUACGCUGCGUUGCAUCCCACAGGUUCAUGGAGUGGUGAAUGACACAAUCGCUUUUGUCCAGAAAGUGAUCUCCACUGAGCUGAACAGUGCCACGGACAACCCUUUGGUAUUUGCAGAGACUGGAGAGACAAUUUCAGGUGGAAACUUCCAUGGAGAGUAUCCAGCCAAGGUCCUGGACUACCUGGCCAUAGGUGUGCACGAGCUGGCCAGCAUGAGCGAGAGGAGGAUCGAGAGGCUGGUGAACCCGGCCCUCAGUGAACUUCCUGCCUUCCUCGUCAAAGAAGGAGGUUUGAACUCUGGCUUCAUGAUUGCACACUGCACCGCUGCUGCCCUAGUGUCAGAGAGUAAGGCUCUGUGCCACCCAUCAUCUGUUGACUCCCUGUCCACCAGCGCAGCAACUGAGGACCAUGUGUCUAUGGGAGGUUGGGCUGCCCGCAAAGCCCUGAGAGUAGUGGAGCACGUGGAACAAGUGCUGGCCAUUGAGCUGCUGGCUGCCUGCCAGGCUCUGGAGUUCCUGCGUCCUCUGAAGACCACCAUUCCUCUGGAGAAGGUCCACGAGCUGCUGCGCUCUGUGGUCAGUCCCUGGGACAGAGACCGCAUCAUGAGCCCCGACAUUGAAGCUGCUCAUGCACUCAUCACACAGCAAAAGGUCUGGUGGACAGUUCAACCUUACAUGGAUGAAUACCGGAAAAAGCUGCAAACAUGAACGCAGGGGUGCUAGGCUGCAGCUAGAUCAUGUAACACCAACUGGAAUUUUUAAAUAAACAAAUAAAGACUCUAAACUUUUAAAAAUCA